This is a messenger RNA of Mytilinidion resinicola, 1332 nucleotides long. Its product is annotated as peptidase M24A, methionine aminopeptidase. The record is from RefSeq and is a predicted model, not a curated record. Lineage: Eukaryota; Fungi; Ascomycota; Dothideomycetes; Mytilinidiales; Mytilinidiaceae. Gene Ontology annotation, molecular function: metalloaminopeptidase activity. Gene Ontology annotation, biological process: proteolysis. The coding region runs from base 1 to 1332 and encodes 443 amino acids. The transcript is spliced from 4 exons.
AUGGCAGCCAAAGCCUCCGUUGAUGAACUCAAGAUACUCAACGUCAAGAAGCCUGAUAGCGUUAACGGCUCCGCCGGUGCUAACGGAACCGCAAACGACGAUGCUGCAGAACACUCUGGCGAAGAGCCGGAUGACGAUGCUGACGAACCUGGCCCUGAGCCAUCUGCUGCGAAGAAAAAGAAGAACAAAAAGAGGAAGCCCAAGAAGAAGAAGGUCCCCAUUGUCCAGACCGAACCUCCAUCAGUCCUCAUAUCCCAACUAUUCCCAAACAACACCUACCCCAAGGGCGAAGAGGUAGAAUACAAGGACGACAACCUGUACCGCACCACCAACGAAGAAAAGCGCCAUCUAGACAACCUCAACAGCGGCUUCCUCUCCGACUACCGCCAAGCAGCCGAGACGCAUCGCCAGGUGCGCCAGUGGGCACAAAAGCACAUCAAGCCCGGCCAAACCCUCACCGAGAUCGCCAACGGCAUCGAAGAUAGCAUACGUCGCCUAGUCGGCCACGACGGCCUAUCCGAAGGCGAUGCUCUCAUAGCCGGCAUGGGUUUCCCGACCGGCCUGAACCUCGACAACAUCGCGGCCCACUACAGCCCAAACGCCGGCUGCAAGAAGGUGCUCCAGCAGAACAACGUCAUGAAGGUUGAUAUCGGCGUGCAUGUGAAUGGUCGGAUUGUUGACAGCGCCUUCACGAUGGCGUUCGAUCCCAUGUACGACAACCUCCUCGCUGCCGUGAAGGACGCGACAAACACUGGUGUGCGCGAAGCGGGGAUUGAUGUCCGCCUCGGCGAGCUGGGCGGGUAUAUCCAGGAGGCUAUGGAAAGCUAUGAGUGCGAGAUCAAUGGGACGACGUAUCCGAUCAAGCCGAUUCGCAGCUUAUGCGGUCAUACUAUCUUGCCGUACAGCAUCCACGGCACCAAGAGUGUGCCCGCGGUCAAGACGAACGAUAUGACCAAGAUGGAGGAAGGCGACAUGUUUGCUAUUGAGACGUUCGGCAGCACUGGGAAUGGCCGGUGUGUCGAUCAAGGGGAGGUCUCGCAUUAUGCUCUGCGUAGGAAUGCGCCAAAGGUGGACCUACAUUUGUCGUCGGCUAAGUUGCUGUUGGGUACUAUCACACAGAAUUUCGGCACUCUUCCCUUCUGUCGACGGUAUUUGGACAGGAUCGGACAGGAGAAGUAUCUGCUCGGUCUAAGCAAUCUCGUCAAAUCCGGUAUUGUUGAAGACUACCCGCCUUUGGUUGACAAGAAAGGGUCGUACACAGCCCAAUUUGAGCAUACGAUCUUGCUCCGACCUACCGUGAAGGAAGUCAUUAGUCGUGGAGAGGACUACUAA